GGGAGAGGCGGGGAGGACGCGCCCCAGCGGCAGUGCAGGGCCCGCCCCGGCCCCGCCCUCCAGGACUUCCCGUCGGGAAACCCGCGACCUGCACGGCCGCGCGGCUGUGGCUCUUCCUGGGCGCGACAGGAUUUGGUUAGUACCUUGAGGAACUGCAGGCACCAGAGAGAAAGCCUUAGACAGCCAGGUUGGAUCGAGAGAGCAGAUGCCUGGGAAGCGCUCAACUUAACCCCAAGUCUCUCUCCAGGAGGGAAAAAAAAGGAACAAAGGGAAACCACACUGCAAGGGACUACAAGGCAAUGCCAGGAUGAGGGAGUUGGAGUGACCUGGGUGAUUCUGUGUGAGUCAGUCAGGGAGGCCUUCCUGGAAGAGGCCGAGGCCCCAGGGUGUGGCCACCACAACCCAUCAGGCUAUUUACAGGGCCGGGCCAGCGCUUGGAGCUGACCCAGCCGGGGUUUCCACUGGUUCCAGAGGAUGAGGCUGCUCCGCAGACGCCACAUGGCCGUGCGCCUGGCCAUGGUGGGCAGCGCCUUCGUGCUCUUCCUCUUCAUCCUGCAGAGGGAUGUAAGCGGCAGGGAGCAGGCCACAGAGAAACCAUGGCUGAAAUCCUUGGUGAGCCAGAAGGAUCACGUCCUGGACCUCAUGCUGGGGGCCGUGCACAACCUUAGGGAUUCGAUGCCCAGGUUCCAGAUCAGGGCUCCGGAGCCCCAGCAGACACUGGCCUCCACAAACCGGACCUGCCUCCCCGAGUUCUAUGCCCCAGCUGAGCUGAAGCCCCUCUGGGAACGGCCACCACAGGACCCCAAUGGCCCUGGGGCAGAUGGGAAAGCAUUUCAGAAGAAACAGUGGACGCCCCAGGAGACCCAGGAAAAGAAAGAGGGCUAUAAGAAGCACUGCUUCAAUGCCUUUGCCAGCGACCGCAUCUCCCUGCAGAGGGCCCUGGGCCCGGACACCCGACCCCCUGAAUGUGUCAACCAGAAGUUCCGGCGCUGCCCCCCACUGCCUGCCACCAGCGUCAUCAUUGUGUUCCACAACGAGGCCUGGUCCACGCUGCUGCGGACGGUGUACAGUGUCCUGCACACCACCCCAGCCGUCCUGCUGAAGGAGAUCAUUCUGGUGGAUGACGCCAGCACAGAAGAGUACUUGAAGGAGCAGCUGGAACAGUACGUGAAGCAGCUGCAGGUGGUGAAGGUGGUGCGGCAGGAGGAACGGAAGGGGCUGAUCACCGCCCGGCUGCUGGGAGCCAGCGUGGCCCAGGCGGAGGUGCUCACCUUCCUGGAUGCCCACUGUGAGUGCUUCCAUGGCUGGCUGGAGCCCCUCCUGGCUCGCAUCGCCGAGGACGAGACGGUGGUGGUGAGCCCCAACAUUGUCACUAUCGACCUGAACACUUUUGAGUUCUCCAAGCCUGUCCAGAGGGGCCGAGUCCAGAGUCGUGGCAACUUUGACUGGAGCUUGACUUUCGGCUGGGAGACCAUACCUUCACAUGAGAAGCAGAGGCGCAAGGAUGAGACCUACCCCAUCAAAUCCCCGACGUUUGCUGGUGGCCUCUUCUCCAUCUCCAAGUCCUACUUUGAGCACAUCGGUACCUAUGAUAAUCAGAUGGAGAUCUGGGGAGGGGAGAACGUGGAAAUGUCCUUCCGGGUGUGGCAGUGCGGGGGCCAACUGGAGAUCAUCCCCUGCUCUGUGGUCGGCCACGUGUUCCGUACCAAGAGCCCUCACACCUUCCCCAAGGGCAUCAGUGUCAUUGCUCGCAACCAAGUGCGCCUGGCUGAGGUCUGGAUGGAUAGCUACAAGGAGAUUUUCUACAGGAGGAAUCUGCAGGCAGCAAAGAUGGCCCAAGAGAAAUCCUUCGGGGACAUUUCGGAGCGACUGCAGCUGAGGGAACGACUGAACUGUCGCAACUUUUCCUGGUUCCUGCACAACAUCUACCCAGAGAUGUUUGUUCCUGACCUGAAGCCCAUCUUCUACGGAGCUCUCAAGAACCUCGGCAUGGAUCACUGCCUGGAUGUGGGAGAGAAUAACAAUGGAGGAAAACCCCUCAUCAUGUACACCUGCCAUGGCCUUGGCGGCAACCAGUACUUUGAAUACACGACCCAGAGGGACCUUCGCCACAACAUUGCGAAGCAGCUGUGUCUCUAUGCCGGUGCUGACACUCUGGGCCUUAGGGGCUGCCACUUCACGGGCAAGAAUAGCCAGGUGCCCGAGGAUGAGGAAUGGAAAUUCACCCAGGAUCAACUCAUCAGGAACUCAGGAUCUGGUACCUGUCUGACAUCCAAAGACGAAAAGCCAGCCAUGGCCACCUGCAAUCCCAGUGAUCCCUACCAGCACUGGCUCUUCAUCUAGGCCCUGGAUCACCCCCCUGUGGGAAAUCCCACAAACCUCUUAGGAAACAGGAUUUGGGGGAACCUGAUGUUUGAGAACCUGAUCAUCAGUUCCCUGUCGGCCUUAAAGAUGGAUUUCAAACUCAAUGCAAAUCAAGGCAGGACCUUCCUCCUCCUUGCAACAACAAUGGGCCCAUUUUCUUUCCUCCAUGUUGGUGGAAGAGACCGUUAGAACACAUAAUACGUUACCUAGAGCUCUCCUUCUGCCCUAGAAACAGACUUGCAAAGCAGAGGAGGCAGCUGGGCUAGAGCCCAGGGCAGCAAUGCUGAUUUCAAGAAAAGUACCUCUGCAGCCACGUCCUGAAUCCCUCAUCAUCUAGAACACCCACAGAAUCCAGUGAAACGGUAUAUUCUACCAGAGGAAUUAGAGGUCUAAGAGUCUCCCUUGCUAACAUUACCUGAAGCUUCUUGACAGGAAUCCUUUAUCUUAUUUCAUCUGCACGAUAGUCCCGUGAAAAAGACAGGAACCACCGUGCCCAUUUUAUAGACAAGAACGCUGAGGCAGAGAGAAGUAAAGGAGCUGGUCUGUAUCCUGAACCCGGGCUCCUCCCACCACACCACAAGAACACUAGGCAACUAGCCAUCAGCUCCCCACUCUCUCUUCCCUCCAGUCUGAUCAUUUCUGGCUGGCUGGUCUCCAUAAAGCCUAGAGCAGUGCAGCCAGGUAGCUGUGAGGGAGACCAUAUUUAGGAAUCCCGAGAUGUUCGUUUUGAAAGAAAACUUGUGGAGCCAGUGAUUCUCAGGUUUAAGUCCCGGAACCUUUUUACAGCGCUCCAUGUAUAAUGUAGUUCAGAAGCAAAAUAGCCACGGAUGAAAAUGAGGGUGGGUGAGGGCAUUGCCCACCAGCCCCUGAACUUUUCUAAAAGUCUGCAAGCACAAUUUGAAAAUCAUCGUUUUAGUCCAGCCCUAUCAUUUUCAUAUUAUGAAACCAAGGCCAGAUAAGUGAAGUUAUUUGCCCCAGGCCACACAACCACGUAUCGGCAGCCCUGAGGCUAGGACCCAGAUAAGGCUAACGAGAGCCCUGGGAAGUCUGAAGAAGCCGGGACAGCAGGUAGUGUGGAGCACGACUGCGCGACGCCUCGUCUGCGGUUCUCGCGUGAACUCCCCGCACAGAGCAGACCUGCCGUACGUGUCAGCUCUUCCCCAAGCAAGUUGGCCCCCACCACGCAUGGCUGCUUUGCCUGAAGUAGAGAGCCCAGCUGCCCAGAGGACUCAUUCCUUCUUGGAAGGCUUCCUACUUGAGUAGCAGGCUGUCUUCUUGGACAGCACCACAUGAGGGUGCCGUGGGACCACAGCUGCCUCUGCUUCCCACGCAACUCCCCGCCGCAGGAAGUCUCCUAGGUCCCAUGGGGUAGCCCAGCCAAAGGGAGAGGAGAGAGUGGCCAGGACGUGUCCUGGAGUGGGGAAAGGGAAAAGUUCUUUCCCAGAAAGAGAAGAGAAUUGCACAUGAGAUCCCACUGGAAAUAAAGGUUUUACGGCAUUGGUAAAGGAAGUUUGCACUGGGUUCCUCCUCCCCUGCUAUGCCCCUUAGCUGAUCCGUUUGGAGGAUCAGUUGAUUCAAGCUGUGAAGAAUCACACACAUCUGAAAAGUUCUGUCACAGCCACUGUCUCGUCUCCAAAUAUCCUCUGGCCCCCCAAUUUAGCCUCCACGCUGUGUCAAGCACAUGUAGACAUGAGGAGGUAAUAAGGCUCUUCCCCUGUGGAACUCAUACUUCAGCUGGGAAAACAGAGGUAAGCAAGUCAUGCCAAGCCUGGAGAUGUUCAGAGAUGUGCUACAUGACUUAGAACAAUUCCUUCCAUUUAGGGAAGCCUCACAAAGUUGGUGACAUUUGACCUUAGACCUCAAAGGAUGGAUCCUCAGGUAGGAAGAGCUCAGUAAGCAAAGGUCUCAAGUGUGAGAAAAGUCGCAGAGGGACAACAGUACAUGUGGAUGCAGGGAACCAGGAGGACUGAAGGGUGGGGGCGCAGUGAGUGUGGAAGCUAGAAGGUCAGGACCACAUUAUGGCUUUCAUGAGCCCUAGGCACUUGUGCCUUCAUUAAAAAAGUGGUAAAGAGUAUGUUUUAUAACUGCAUUGAUAUAACAACGAAUAUAAUCCAGGAUGAUUGUAUUCUGAUUUUAAAAGAAACGGAAACAUUUUUGUGGGCCUAAAAAGUAUUGUGGGAGCUUCCCUGGUGGCGCAGUGGUUGAGAGUCCACCUGCCGAUGCAAGGGACACGGGUUCGUGCCCCGGUCCGGGAAGAUCCCACAUGCCGCGGAGCGGCUGGGCCCGUGAGCCUUGGCCACUGAGCCUGUGCGUCCAGAGCCUGUGCUCCUCAACGGGAGAGGCCACGACAGUGAUAGGUCCACGUACGGCAAAAAAAAAAAAGUAUUGUGGGCCUCAGGCACUGUACCUGCUGUGCUUACUGGGUUAGUCGGCCCUGUAGAACAGUGGCUUGGGGCCCAACUGAAAAGGCUUUGAAUGCCAUGCUAGUAAGUCCAGUAAAUCCUAGGGAGCCUUAGUCCUUAACUCCAAUCUUAGCCCUACUCUUGGUUGCAUUCAACAUCCAAACAUUUACCAGGCACUGUUUGUUUGCUAUUUAUCCUAAUAUCGCUCAUACUCUCUGUAGCAUCACUCAAGAGCUCUCCAGCCCGAUCUCAUGACGCAUGCCUAACUGAGGAGCCCUGCUGUGGUGCUCAGUUUCCUCACCCCGACCACACAGCAGCAGAGCAUCUUGCAAGGGCGGUCAGCUAAGGGUAACCCACAGGGACUGAGAGAUGCAGCAGGUUUGGGGGUGAAGGGAGGACUAGGGAAGAGAGGUGCUCAAGAAGAGGGAGAGGGCACGAACAGGGAGGUGGGAGGACUCAAGAAACCAGCUUCUUGGCCUCCCCUUAGCCGAGGAUGGCCUUGCCCUAACCCCACAUCUGCACUAUUAAAAUCCACCCCUCUGACCAUUCUCAGGCUAACCUAAAACCUUAAGUCCUGCUUAAAAUCUUUUUUAUUUAUUUAUUUAUUUUUGGUCGCGUCGGGUCUUCGUUGCUGCGCGCGGACUUUCUCUAGUUGCGGCGAGCAGGGGCUACUCUUCGUUGCGGUGCGCAGGCUUCUCGUUGCAGUGGCUUCUCGUUGCAGAGCAUGGGCUCUAGGCGUGCAGGCUUCAGAAGUUGUGGUUCACGGGCUCAGUAGUUGUGACUCACAGGCUUAGUUGCUCGGCAGCAUUUGGGAUCUUCCCAGACCAGGGCUCGAACCUGUGUCCCCUGCAUUGGCAGGUGGAUUUUUAACCACUGCGCCACCAGGGACGCCCAAGUCUUGUUUAAAAGCUUGAUGCUCACUAGCCCUGUGUUACUAUCUCCUGGCUCCAGGAACCUCUCUCCCUUUAGAACUGCAUGGCUCAUCUCCUUUGGGGAUCUGUUUCCCACUUGAAGAGUAUUGGCGCCAUUGCCCAAAAUGGAUAAAUGUCCCCGAAUAUAUUCUUAUUUUUAAUUACAAAAAUAAGGGACUUCCCUGGCAGUCCAGCGGUUAAGACUCCUCACCUCCAAUGCAGGGGACACGGGUUCAAUCCCUGGUCGGGGAGCUGAGAUCCUGCAAGCCAUGCGAUAUGGCCGAAAAAUUACGAAAAAAGAAAAAGUGAAAUUGAUCCUCACGACACUGCCAUACCUAUUGAUUCAUUCUCUAGAAGUAGUAACUUCUAGAAAAGUAAUAAUUUCCAGGUAUAAACCUUCUAUACCCUUUUUCUAUGAAUAUACAUAAUAUAUAAAGACACACACACAGAGUACCAUAUUGUUUGAAACUUGAUGUCUUCAUUUAAUAUACCAAGGACAUCUUUUCAUGUCAGGUCAUUUAAGUCUAACUCAUUCUUUUUAAAAGCUGGAUAGUAUUGGGAUUCCUUGGUGGUGAAGCCCUGGUGGUUCGAUCCCUGGUCCGGGAAGAUCCCACAUGCCGUGCAGCAACAAAGCCUGUGCGCCACAACUACUGAGCCUGCGCUCUAGAGCCCACGAGCCACAACUACUGAAGGCCGUGCUCCUAGAGCACAUGCUCCACAACAAGAGAAGCCACUGCAAUGAGAAGCCCGCGUACUGCAACGAAGAGUAGACCCCGCUCACCGCAACUAGAGAAAGCCCACACGCAGCAACGAAGACCCAAUGCAGCCAAAAU
Molecule: messenger RNA, 6510 nt
Organism: Globicephala melas (long-finned pilot whale)
Lineage: Eukaryota; Metazoa; Chordata; Mammalia; Artiodactyla; Delphinidae
Gene: GALNT6
Product: polypeptide N-acetylgalactosaminyltransferase 6
Biological process (GO): protein O-linked glycosylation
Cellular component (GO): Golgi apparatus
Molecular function (GO): polypeptide N-acetylgalactosaminyltransferase activity
Source: RefSeq, a predicted model, not a curated record